AUGUCAGCCGACGAGAAUAACCUGCACCAUCCUACAUUAAGGCGGACCCUGCGUGGUGAACCUUCAGCAUCGACAAUCCAAUUCCGCAACCUCAGAUACGCAUCAAUACCCGCACGAUAUCAAGAACCGAUUCCUGAUGAUAUACUAGAAGUUGGGAAGGACGGAGUCUACGAUGCUACCCAGUUCGGUCCAUCAUGUCCACAAUUGCAUGGAGCUCAAGCAUGGGAUUUGACCUUGAUCGGAGACGCUGUCUUACCUUGCGGCCAUGGUCAAGGGAAAACAGAAAACAUGAACGAGUUUGAUUGCUUGAAUGUGAUUGUCACAGUUCCAAAGGGUAUUCAGAGCAAUGAAAAGAGCAGAAGACGAGGGUUACCAGUAUUUGUGUGGGUACAUGGAGGUGGUCUCAGCAUCGGAUCGAACAGCUGGCCACAGUAUGAUCUACGCCGUUUGGUCGAGCGAGGUGCAGAAACCGACAAACCCUUCAUUGGUGUCGCGAUGGACUAUCGACUGAACAUCUUCGGCUUCCUCGCUAGUGACGAGAUUGGCGCAGCCGGCAAUAUGGGCUACAAAGAUCAGGUACUAGCUUUCAGAUGGGUAAAAAAGCACAUUGCUGGGUUCGGAGGGGAUCCGAACAACAUCACUGCUGCAGGCGAGUCGGCGGGAGCGAUAUCACUAUCGACUCUACUCUGCGCCAAUGUCGGGCAAGAGGGACUCUUCGACCGGGUUAUCGUCAUGAGUGGGGAAGCAACAUUGCGUAAAUGGAGGAACAGAUGGUGGCAACAGAAGAUGUACGAGGACCAGUCUACCUAUCUUAAAUUGGAUGUCAAGGACACCGAGAGCAGACAAAAGAUCCUGUUGAACACCGAUGCGGAACAGUUGGCUCAGAAGCUACCCUUAGCUCAGCAUUUCGCUGCGACAGUUGACGGCCAAUUCAUAACGCGUGAAGUCACGAUCGAGACGAUAAUGGAUGGAUCAAGCGCUAUACAUAAGCCAGCCUGGUGCAAAGAAUUCGUGAUAGGAGACACAGAGCACGAUGGGCUCAUCGUCAUCGGGCGACUCCUUGCUCAACCUGAUAGCCAUGGGCGCCUUAGGAAGGCAUGUCAAACUCAUCUGUCACCGGCUGAGACGCACGAACUGCUGAAGGCAUAUCGUCUCGAUGGCGAGUCUCCCAAGAAAGAUAAAGAGGACCGCAUGUUAAUACUUGGAUCUGAAUUACGCUUCUAUCUGCCUGCGUUGGCUGCGUACCGAGGAUGGAAAGCUUGCUCACCACCAAGACCUGCUUCACGAUACCACUUCCACGUCCCUAACCCAAUAGAUGGCCCCCACAAAGGCCUUGCAGCUCACGAGCUCGACGUCGCUUAUCUCCUGCAGAACUUUGACCCUCACUUCAGUGAUAAAGAUCGAAAAAUAGCACGAGCCAUGCAAGACCAGUUCAUUAAAUAUGUUCACGGUGAAGGGUGGGUUGAGGAUGGUAAAAUGGUAGUAUUCGACAAAGACGGUUCAGUUGAAGUAGACGACGAUAGAUACGACGAGAUGUAUCGCAGUGGAAGAGGAGCAUUACUGGAGAGUAUUGGGAUGCAAAAGUUAUGGCGUGUUGCAGACAUGUGGCAAAGUGAAACACUCGCCUAUUCACCUGACCCAGGUAACCAUAUUUCUUCAUCAUUAUCGCACAAACUCCAGUAUAAAAAGGGCACUAGGGCUGCAUUCCCCUAUUCUAUUUCCCGGGAUCAUGUUUCACGAAAUUCGCAGGAGGAGGCAGAUGCCAUAUUCCUACAGAACCAAGAAGCUUCACCACUGCUGCAACUACCUGGAGAAAUCCGCAACAAGAUCUACCAAUACGCUCUUGGCGGUCAUCACAUCUAUCUGAACGAGCACCAGCCCAGUUUCAAAAGGCUUAUUAUCCGAGGUGUUGAUGGGAAACAAACAUCCAAGGGUGACCUCUUCGCACUUGGCUACACUUGCCGACAGACCCACUCGGAGUCUGCAAUCUUGCUCUUUAGUCUCAACGAAUUCUUUGGCUACUUUUGGUCUAGGUUCGAAGUUCAGAGAUGCGAAUUGUUCUCGCCGAGCCAGCGCAACGCAGUACGUAACAUCAGUGUUACGAUAUGUUGCUUCAGACACUUCAAGGGCAGUGAGAUGAUCAUCGUUGACACGUUCGGUGGACUGGAGCGGAUUACACUGGUGGCUGCUGCAGGUCAAAAUAAUGUAAACCUGCAAGGUGAUGCAGUGAACAUUGUCAGAAUAAAACGGGAAUUAUUCCAGCUAUUUGGUCGCGAGAUGGAAGUUAUCUUAAAGACUCGAGAUACUUUAUACAAGUAG
This is a messenger RNA of Alternaria postmessia, 2319 nucleotides long. RefSeq lists its product as uncharacterized. The coding region runs from base 1 to 2319 and encodes 772 amino acids. NCBI's taxonomy places the organism in Eukaryota, Fungi, Ascomycota, Dothideomycetes, Pleosporales, Pleosporaceae. The transcript has 4 exons. The record is from RefSeq and is a predicted model, not a curated record.